Messenger RNA from Uranotaenia lowii, 2014 nucleotides. Its product is annotated as 15-hydroxyprostaglandin dehydrogenase [NAD(+)]-like. Gene Ontology annotation, cellular component: cytoplasm. Bases 401 to 1162 code for a protein of 253 amino acids. The record is from RefSeq and is a predicted model, not a curated record. Lineage: Eukaryota; Metazoa; Arthropoda; Insecta; Diptera; Culicidae. The transcript is spliced from 4 exons. Gene Ontology annotation, molecular function: oxidoreductase activity, acting on the CH-OH group of donors, NAD or NADP as acceptor.
UUCAGACAGACAGACGGUGUUUUUCGAUCUGCGAGUGCAAGCAAGGACAAGGAAGAAGAACGAUGGGCGUAUAAUUUUCCUAAAGGAAAUUCAUUUCCUAAAUUGAUAGUUUUUCCUCGGGGCAAUCGGAGUGCAAUUGUUACAAAGAUUGAUUAUUGUUCCAAACCGGAGGGUAGCAAGUUCCUCUCAUUAGUGCAGUAAAAUCUUCAGACACAUUCCCGGAAAAUUUGAUACUGUAAAGUAAUUGUGUUGCCAUCAUUAUUGAUUACAUAUUGCCGCUUGCAAGGUGAAGGAGUUUUCACCAAUAGUCGACGGAGAUAAUUUACAUUUCCUUGCGGAUAAGUGCUUGUCAAUUUUUCGACACUUUUUCCCGGUUGGCUAAAGUCCUAAGUUCGGGACCAUGGAUUUGAGGAAUAAAGUUGCCCUGGUGACGGGAGCAGCAACAGGCCUCGGAAGAGCCUUCUGCGAGGAGUUGCUGAAGCAUGGCGCCAAGGUUUCCAUUUGUGAUUUGGAUUCGGAUGCGGGGGAGCUGACGGCCCGGGAGCUGGAGCAUGAAUUCGGUGCCAAUCGGGUGCUGUUCUGUCACUGUGAUGUUACCGAUUACAUUCAGUUUGAGGAGGCCUUCCAAUAUACAAAGACCAUCUUCAACGAAAUAGACAUCGUGAUCAACAAUGCCGAGAUCAUGAACGAUAAAUUUUGGGAACUUGAAGUCGAUGUCAAUCUGAACGGAGCCAUCCGCGGUACCUUGCUGGCUCAGCAGUUUAUGAGCAAGGACAAGGGCGGCAACGGAGGUGUUCUGGUCAACAUCGGAUCGGCGGUCAGCGUUAAGCCACAAUUGUCCACUCCGAUUUACACGGCCACGAAGCACGCCAUCCUGGGAAUGACCAAGUCCUGCGGUGAUCCGUAUCACUUCAAUAUCACUAACAUCCGGACGUUUGCCUACUGCCCUGGACCGAUAGAAAAUUCCUUCUCCCACAACAAGCGCUUCAGUUCACCGGCACACGAAAAGGCCUGGAAACUGGACAUAUCUGGAGUACAGUUCCAGAAAUUAGAACAUGUGGCCAGAGAAUUGAUCCCGCUGCUUAAAAAUGCCCCCACCGGCUCGAUUUGGCUGGUGACUAACGGGAAAGCUCCCAGAGAAAUACCCUACAGUAGUCACUAAAUUUUAAAAUUGAUUUCCAAUCAACCCUUUGAUAACAUUGCUACGCAAACUAAUCAAACCAUUCUUCAAAGCUAAAUGAAUUCAACCAUUAGAUAUAUCAAAACAUUGACACCGUUCAGCCAUAAUUGCAAAUUAUGUAACUUUACUAACAUUUACCUAAAUCACAUAUAUUUACCAUACAUCUGUCGCAGAGUGGACAGUUAAACAAACUAAUUGGAGUGUCAUCUUUAGCAUUAAAUUGUACCAGUAUUAUGUAAAACAUGAGAAAUAGGUCUCUUGUAUUUCUACUACAGAAGAUAGGUAAGAGAAAGAUGAACUUACUGUCCCAUCUCUUUAAAAAGAAAAUAUGUAGAUCUGUUUCUGUGCGAAUGGUCACCUUACGUGAUGUAGCAUAACAAAAUUUGAUUCAUCAGAAUCUCUAGUUUUAGCAGAAUAGAAUAAAAACGGGAAGUAAAACUUUUGAUACAGCAUUCAUUAGAUGAACCAAAAAACCAUCGACAUUCAAUAUCAUAAAAAACUGAUACACUUUUCAUAUUUUCUACGAGAAAAUAGAUGUUUGCAAAACUCCUUGAAUGUAUUUAAACCUGUGAUGGUGGGGAGAAAUUUCCGCCAAUGGAUAAUGGAUUCCCCGAGUUUUGUUUCUACUAUUUUCACGAGAAAAUUUGAACACUUUAACAUAACUACCGGAUCGCAUCACUCAACAUACCAAUCAACCAACCUACAUGUCAGCGUACGAAAAGAUAAAAAAAGGUAUAUUUAUUGCGACAUACAUUAUUAUGAUAACUAUUAUUAUCGCUUUUGAUAAAUCACAAAAAACUGCAAUAAAUUUUGUGAAAUAUGUAUUAAAAAUUA